Molecule: messenger RNA, 1905 nt
Organism: Penaeus monodon (black tiger shrimp)
Lineage: Eukaryota; Metazoa; Arthropoda; Malacostraca; Decapoda; Penaeidae
Exons: 12
Coding region: 40-1674 (544 amino acids)
Molecular function (GO): serine-type endopeptidase activity
Source: RefSeq, a predicted model, not a curated record
GGACACAUCGACCAUCAAGUAUACAGUCGAAAUAUUGAUAUGCACUUCAGGAUGUCAGCUAUCGGACUUUUGCUGUUGGGCGUGGUUGCGGCGGUGGGCGGGGCCAACGUGUUCCCCGAGCCACGCCUGGAGACGUUGUCCUGCGGAACGACCACCAUGAACCCCGGCGAGCGAGUGGCCAUCCAGUCGCCCAACUUCCCCCAAAACUACGAUACGGACUACAGGUGCCAGUACGAGAUCACGUGCAACCCCAUGGAAUCUACCUACCUGGAGUUCAUCUGUCCUACCUUCGAACUGGAAUCGUCCACCGACUGCCUCAAUGACCGCCUGGUGGUGACUUACCAUGGUUCUCGCGAAGAGAAAUGCGGCACCGACAGUCCCGACGGAACCAUCACCUCCGACGGAUGGACGCGCCUCACCUUCGCCAGUAACGCCGCCACCACCGCCCCUGGCUUCCGCUGCUACAUUUGGUGUCGCGAACAAACCACUACGACCUCCACCACAACUUCAACGACAACCACAUCUACCACUACUACACCUACCACCACUACCACCCCUACUACCACUACUACAACUACAACACCUACCACCACCACUACACCUACAACUACCACCACCCCUACCACCACCACCACACCCACCACAAUGCUUUGCGAGAUUCUCCCAGUGGCUUUUACAAUCCCGAAAUUUGAAGACUACUUGCUCAAAAUAAUCACGAAUUAUAGCUUGGAGCACCCUUGCACAAAGGACAACAACGGCUCGCACCACGUCCUCCUGCAACGCCUUGGCGUCUGGUACUGCUCGAAAAUGUCUUUGGAAAAGUUCUGGACGCAGCACGUCAGAGACAUCGUGAGGUCUGCCUCGUACACGCUUCAUAUACUGCGUCUCCUCAAGUCCCCUGUUCAGUGUAUGGAAAUGAGGCUACAUAUAUUUAGUAUUAUUUUUGCGUCUAGCAGGGCGUUUUUGGUGAUAGUGUUAACAUGUUUAGCAUGUUGGUUUUCAGCAGGACACAUCGACCAUCAACACUUCAGGAUGUCAGCAACCGGACUUUUGUUGUUGGGUGUGGUUGCGGCGGUGGGCGGGGCCAACGUGUUCCCUGAGCCACGCCUGGAGACGUUGUCCUGCGGAACGACCACCAUGAACCCCGGCGAGCGAGUGGCCAUCCAGUCGCCCAACUUCCCCCAAAACUACGAUACGGACUACAGGUGCCAGUACGAGAUCACGUGCAACCCCAUGGAGUCUACCUACUUGGAGUUUAUCUGUCCUACCUUCGAACUGGAAUCGUCCACCGAUUGCCUCAAUGACCGCCUGGUGGUGACUUACCAUGGCUCUCGCGAAGAAAAAUGCGGCACCGACAGUCCCGACGGAACCAUCACCUCCGACGGAUGGACGCGCCUCACCUUCGCCAGCAACGCCGCCACCACGGCCCCUGGCUUCCGCUGCUACAUCUGGUGUCGUGAACAGACCACCACGACCUCCACCACCACUUCAACUACAACCACAUCUACUACUACUACACCUACCACCACUACCACCCCUACUACCACUACUACAACUACAACACCUACCACCACCAUUACCCCUACAACUACCACCACACCUACCACCACUACCACACCCACCACAACUACACCCACCACAACCACACCCAUCACAACCACUCCAGUCUGCUAGAUUAAGAAGCAUGUACUAACUGCUCACACGCCUCAGCAGGCUCUCAACAUCGCCUAGACAGAAAACAGGAAAAGCAUAAUACAAAUAUCCUUAAGUUGAAAUUGAAAACAUGCUGACAUUCCCAAACCAUAAUGAGGCGAACACGGUUACUACAAUGAUGGUUGGAAAGAUUGUUUAGUAGAGUGGUAAUGAUGGAGUUGAAGCCUCUACACAAUAAAUUCGUAUUCACCA